UACCAGGCGACCGGGCCUGGAUACAGGUUAACCUCAGCUCGUCUUCUACCUCUCCCCUACGCCAACAUGAUAUAUAUGAAUCAAUGGGUGUGUACCCAGACUCAGUUCCACCAUAUACAGGGUGCAACUUUUGGAAACUCUACAGAUUACAGGGAUGGCAAUGGGGAGAUUUGCAGAGCCCAAGAUGGGUUUUGUGGUAUUGUUGUUGUGGUUCAUGUCAGGUGUUGCAGGAGCAGAGUACAUGGCGUACAAGGACCCUAAGCAGGAGGUUGAUGCAAGAAUUAAGGACUUGAUGGAUAGGAUGACACUUGAGGAGAAGAUUGGGCAGAUGACUCAGAUUGAGAGGAAAGUUGCAACUUUUGAUGUUAUGAAGCAAUACUUCAUUGGAAGUGUAUUGAGUGGAGGAGGGAGCGUACCAUGUCCUAAGGCCUCUGCUGAGGAUUGGGUAAAGAUGGUGAAUGAGAUUCAAAAGGGUGCUCUUUCCACCCGCCUUGGAAUCCCUAUGAUAUAUGGAAUUGAUGCAAUCCAUGGCCACAACAAUGCCUACAAUGCCACCAUUUUUCCUCACAAUAUUGGGCUUGGUGUCACCAGGGAUGCAGAACUUGUGAAAAGAAUUGGAGCUGCAACUGCACUUGAAGUCCGAGCUACAGGGAUCCCAUAUGCUUUUGCUCCCUGUAUAGCUGUCUGUAGAGAUCCUAGAUGGGGCCGUUGUUAUGAAAGCUACAGCGAAGAUCACAAGAUUGUUCAAAUGAUGACCGAGAUCAUACCUGGUUUACAAGGAGACCCCCCAGCUAACUCUAUGGGCGUUCCCUUCGUUGCAGGAAAGACGAAAGUUGCGGCCUGUGCUAAGCAUUUUGUUGGAGACGGUGGCACGGUGAAGGGCAUUGAUGAGAGCAACACUGUAAUUGACUUAAACGAGCUACUUAGCAUUCACAUGCCUGCAUAUUAUGAUUCGAUUAGGAAGGGCGUUGCAACUGUUAUGGUAUCAUACUCCAGCUGGAACGGCCACAAGAUGCACGCUAACCGUGAUCUUGUAACCGGGUUCCUCAAAGACAAGCUCGAGUUUGAGGGAUUCGUGAUUUCAGAUUGGCAGGGCAUUGACAAGAUCACUGAUCCCCCUCAUUCUAACUAUUCUUACUCGGUUCAAGCUGCAGUUCUAGCGGGAAUUGACAUGGUUAUGGUCCCCGAGAAUUAUACGGAAUUCAUUAACGAUUUGAGUUCCCUAGUGAAAAACAAGGUUAUCCCAAUGAGUAGGAUCGAUGAUGCUGUGGAGCGUAUACUGAAGGUUAAGUUUGUGAUGGGUCUUUUCGAGAACCCCAUGGCUGAUUUCAGCUUGGCAAACCAACUGGGGAGUCAGGAGCAUAGAGAGUUGGCAAGAGAAGCAGUGAGGAAAUCAGCUGUGCUUCUGAAGAAUGGGAAAAGUGAUAAUCAGCCAUUACUGCCUCUUCCCAAGAAAGCAGCAAAGAUUCUUGUGGCUGGAAGCCAUGCACACAAUCUGGGCUACCAAUGUGGAGGCUGGACCAUUCAAUGGCAGGGUGUUGCGGGCAAUGAUCUUACAACUGGAACCACUAUUUUAACAGCCGUGAAGAACACAGUCGACCCUUCCACCCAAGUUGUCUACGAAUCCGAUCCAGACGCAAGCUUCGUCAACUCCAACAACUUCUCCUACGCCAUUGUUGUGGUGGGCGAGGUCCCAUACGCCGAGAUGUGGGGCGACAGCUCCAACCUCACGAUAAAAGAGCCGGGAGGCAGCACCAUCGGAAAAGUGUGCGGCGCAGUCAGAUGCGCGGUGGUUGUGAUCUCCGGCCGGCCAGUGGUGUUAGAGCCUUACGUAGCGGAGAUGGAUGCACUGGUUGCUGCGUGGCUGCCGGGAAGCGAAGGGCAGGGGGUGGCUGAUGUUUUGUUCGGCGAUUAUGGCUUCUCCGGCAAGCUUGCUCGCACUUGGUUCAAGUCGGUUGAUCAGCUGCCGAUGAACGUCGGCGACGCUCAUUAUGAUCCCUUGUUUCCCUUUGGGUUUGGCCUCAUAACCUCUGGUUCUAUUUAAUUUGGCAAAGAAAAUAAUACUAAUUAUAAUGUAUUUUGAAUUUAUUGUAAAAUGAUGUCUAUCUAUAUAAUUAAUUGCACUCCGU
Ipomoea nil (Japanese morning glory) is the source of this 2129-nucleotide messenger RNA. Its product is annotated as beta-glucosidase BoGH3B-like. Gene Ontology annotation, molecular function: beta-glucosidase activity. The record is from RefSeq and is a predicted model, not a curated record. The coding region runs from base 155 to 2044 and encodes 629 amino acids. Gene Ontology annotation, biological process: glucan catabolic process. NCBI's taxonomy places the organism in Eukaryota, Viridiplantae, Streptophyta, Magnoliopsida, Solanales, Convolvulaceae. The transcript is spliced from 10 exons.